Messenger RNA from Eruca vesicaria subsp. sativa (arugula), 1578 nucleotides. NCBI's taxonomy places the organism in Eukaryota, Viridiplantae, Streptophyta, Magnoliopsida, Brassicales, Brassicaceae. The record is from the annotation of a GenBank genome assembly.
AAAAAAAUCAACAUGCGGUUGAUACGCUUAGGCCUAGUUUUCUCCGUAGUCACGUUGCUAAGUAUCUUCACCGUGAGCCAUGCGGGAGUCACCGGUAAGUACACAAGAGUAGCUGAACCUUCCGAAGAGAUGCCACUCGAAACCUUUCCUCCUCCUGCCGGCUUAAACGCUCCUGAACAAGUCCAUAUAACGCAGGGAGAUCACAGUGGUCGAGGCAUGAUAAUCUCGUGGGUAACACCAACAAAUGAUGAUGGCUCUAAUGUCGUUAACUACUGGAUCGCGGAUACUGACGGGAGUACAAAGCAAAGCGCUGAAGCGUCAACGUCUUCAUAUACAUACUAUGACUACACCUCUGGUUUUCUUCACCACGCCACCAUUAAAGAGCUUGAGUACGAAACUAAGUAUUUUUACGAGCUUGGAACCGGUCGCUCUACUAGACAGUUCAACUUCAUGACUCCUCCGAAGACUGGUCCUGAUGUUCCCUACACAUUUGGUGUCAUUGGGGAUCUUGGACAGACCUAUGCCUCUAACCAGACAUUGUACCAUUACAUGUCGAACCCUAAAGGCCAAGCGGUUCUUUUUGUUGGAGACUUGUCGUACGCUGAUGACCACCCAAACCAUGACCAAAGAAAAUGGGAUUCUUAUGGCCGAUUUGUGGAACCAAGUGCCGCAUAUCAGCCUUGGAUCUGGGCUGCAGGGAACCAUGAGAUAGAUUACGCCCCUUCGAUAGGUGAGACUCAGGCCUUCAAGCCAUACAAAAACCGUUACCAUGUUCCCUACAGAGCCUCUAAGAGCACUUCUCCGCUUUGGUACUCAAUCAAACGAGCCUCAGCUUAUAUCAUUGUACUCUCCUCUUACUCAGCUUUUGACAAGUACACACCGCAAAACUCUUGGCUGGAGAGUGAGCUCAAAAAAGUAAAUAGAGAGGAGACUCCAUGGUUGAUUGUUCUUGUCCACUCGCCGUGGUACAACAGCAACGGUUAUCACUAUAUGGAAGGUGAAAGCAUGAGAGUCACGUUCGAGCCAUGGUUCGUGCAAAACAAAGUUGAUAUUGUCUUCGCUGGACAUGUUCAUGCCUACGAGCGAUCAGAACGUGUCUCCAACAUUAAGUACAAUAUCACUGAUGGUUUGAGUUCUCCCGUGAAAAAUCCAUCUGCUCCGAUUUACAUCACCAUUGGCGAUGGAGGCAACAUAGAAGGAAUCGCUAACGAUUACACGUACCCGCAACCCAGUUACUCAGCGUAUAGGGAGGCAAGUUUCGGACAUGCUCUUCUAGAGAUAAAGAACAGGACUCACGCGCUUUACACUUGGCAUAGAAAUCAAGAUGACGAGCCGGUUAUUGCCGACUCUCUAUGGGUAAAGAACAGACACUUCUUACCGGAAGAGGAGGAGACACUUUCCGACUAAUCGAGUGUCUGAUGUGAUUCGUUUUUCAGUUUUAUAUUUUUUGUACUCGUUUUAAUAAAAAGAUUAGCUAGUUAGAAUUUUAGUGUUAUUUGUUCUUUCGUAAUUUUUUAAGUUUUCUUUCAGAAUUUUAUCUUCUGGUUUGGUUGGAUUUAUUUAGCUCAUUAAAUGAUA